Bradysia coprophila is the source of this 2383-nucleotide messenger RNA. RefSeq lists its product as uncharacterized. The record is from RefSeq and is a predicted model, not a curated record. Lineage: Eukaryota; Metazoa; Arthropoda; Insecta; Diptera; Sciaridae.
CUGUCAAAUCAAUAAAACUAAAGUAUUUCUGAGGCGAAGAGGUUUUGCCAAAUUUUUUCCUCAAUAGAUUUUAGCUGUUUUUAGGUAAAAAAUGAUCCUCAAACACACAGUGCUCAUAUUAAUUUUGAUAAAAAUAGCUUUAUCAUACAAGCAGUACAAAUACCAUGAACUGUGUCCGGGAAAUAAAUUCAAGGCACUUUUCGACUCAAUGACCAACAACAAGCCUUUCGUACGGUUAGGUGACGGUUUCGAAUCGGCCGCACUAAUACACUACUAUUCCAAUUCGUCAACAAUCAAAAAGAUCGGUAGCUGUGAAUUCACGGUCAAGCUGGAUAAUCCGGACAGUUCAAGUGGAAUUUUUGCAUCCAUCAAAAAAUUGAAAUUGCGAGAGAAUACAUAUGAUGGUUCGUGCAAAGAUUUCAUUCGAUUCACAUAUAAAAAUGGUACCCGUACGAGGGAGAUAUGCGGAAACAUCGAAACAUCGCCUCAGAAUAAUUUGAUUCGAAAUUUCUUCGAUGAGACUUCUGGUGAAAUUAAGGUGGAAAUUUCGAUUGACACACUUUACUCGUCGUCUGUGGAUGGAUUAGAAGUAUUUUUGGUUUUUACAGCUUAUUCAGAUUGUUUCGGAAGCUCACUGCUGAGAUGUUCCCCCGAAAAAUGUAUUUCGGAUUUGUUUCGAGACGACCAAAUUCUCAAUUGCCCUCCGCCAGGAUGUUUAGAUGAAAGUAAUUGUGUGAAUCAUGAGAAACCAAUGAUAAUAUCCGUAAGAGGCGAUUCAUCAAAUUCAUCUGGAUCUGGAUCGGCACAUAUUAUUGUACCCGUGGUUAUUGUAAUUGCCGUUCUGACUGGUAUACUGUGCUUCUGCAAGAAGAAGAAAACAACGACCAAUUCUCAUCCACCAAAUAGUGAACAUGUGGAAGAGUUGAGACCCACCGCUCGAUCCGAUUUGGAUUCAUAUUUAGAAUUCCAGGAUGUUCGAAAUAUACCUACGGUGCCGAAUCAGCAGAAUUACCGACCCGUGCCGUAUGCACCACAAGAGGAGCACAUUGGACCAAUGCCAUUAGUACCGCCAGAUCAGCGUUAUGAUCGACCGAUGCCAACAGCACCGCCGUGUGGCUUUAAGGACGAUCCACCGCCGUAUGACACAUUGUUCAAUUCAAGUCAUAAUAAACCAGCGAAUGUGUAAAUUCUUAUGACAUGGGAACGAACGUUUCGAAGUUCAAAUUUUUAUGUUUUGUUCUAACUAAUCUCAAGAAAAGCUUGUUCAAAUUAUUACUGCCGGAGUUACAGAAUUUCAAAAGUACCAUUUUAACGAAAGACAUUAUAGUUCAGCGUCUAAAGUUCUCAACUAUAUACAGUUCUGCAGUUAAAUACAGUGAAAGUCAAUCAAAUUUCUGAAUAAGUUUACAUCAGCUGUCUUACCACUCAUAUAAACAAAUUGCUUGCUUAUAAGUCUAUGCGGAUUUGAUAAACACAUGCACGCACGUUGUAAUAGUAAAAUCGUGUAGACACUGAUGAACACUGUGACUGUAUAAGUAGAUCAGCUGAUAAAACAACUGAAGAAAGUUCAGACACAAAUUCGGUUGACCUUGCCUGUAGAAUGUUUUUUUCUCGGAAUUUAAUGAUAGAGUAGUGCUCUUAAGUCAGUGUCUUAUAUUUAAUGAAAUAAUAUAUAGGAAAUAUUCUCAAUGUCCAAGAGCGGGUCAUAGUUGAGUAGUUACAUUGCAUUGCAUUAAACCGUCGCUUUUCAAGUCUAACGAAUUUACUACUAAAUGUUAAGAUGUUCUCGGCACAUUUUCUUUAAGUACAAAAUUUUGCUAUGUGUAUUUGAGAAAAAAAGAGUUUAUUUUUUGUAUGACCACGUUCUAUUUUCACAAAUUUAAGUUAAUUUAUUAGUAAGGAAUAGAGGAAAAAUACUAAAGCUGAAAACACACGAACAAUAUUGCGAUUGUCGUUCCUACAGCAAUUCACCCAUAUUCGUGCCGGCCUUUUAUUAAUCACACUCAGUGCGAUAUAGCCUUUUGUACUAAAAUCAACUUUUUAGUACUAACAACUUGUAUUAGAAUUUGUAUUAGAAUUGCUGGGAUCUCGACAACUCGUGUGUUGUCAGCGUAACUAAAUUAAGUUCAAUUUAUGCAUUUUAUGUCAAACCAAAAAUUUAUUUACACAAAAAGACCUUUUAUGUAGACUUUGAGUUUUUUCCCUCAAAAUAGCGAAGAAGAAAAAUUAUUUUCUGAUGAGAUUUUUAUAUUGAAAAUUAUUUAUUUUCAACCGCUUCAAAUCGAAUUGUAUUUACAUUUAAUGUUUCACUUAUAUGUGUAUUGUAAGUUAUGUCGAAAACGUUGAAAUUAAAGAAAUAAAUUGAAGUUAUUGCUUAAAUGGA